UUCAGACCUUCGCUGGAAAUGGCCCUCUCCGUGGACUCAUCUUGGCCCAGGUGGCGGUGGCGAGUCCCAGACGGCUUCCCGGGGUCUCCAUCAGAGACCACGGCACUGCUCCCUCCAGAGAGGGGGAGGCAGAACCCGAGCCUGCCGCAGCAGCGGGUUGUAGUCCCCAACAACAGCCUUUGCCACCAGGAUUGGGAAAAGGUCUCCAGGAGAUACUCUGGCAACAGAAUCUGCACGACCAAGUACAGCCUCCUCACCUUCCUGCCCCGGAAUCUCUGUGAGCAGUUUCACAGAGGGGCCAACCUCUACUUCCUGUUCCUGGUGAUUCUGAACUGGGUGCCCUCCCUGGAAGUCUUCCACAGAGAGAUCACCAUGCUCCCACUGGCCAUCGUGCUGCUCAUCAUCAUGGUCAAGGACGGCAUGGAGGACCUCAAGAGACACCGCUUUGAUAGAGAGAUAAACCACUCCAGCGUCAGAAUAUAUGAAGGAAAACAGCAGCGCUACGUGCAGAGGUGCUGGAAGGAUGUGCGCGUGGGCGACUUCAUCCAGAUGCAGUGCAAUGAGAUCAUCCCUGCGGACACACUCCUCCUCUUUUCCUCAGACCCCAGCGGGAUCUGCCACCUGGAGACGGCCAACUUGGACGGAGAGACAAACCUCAAGCAAAGAUGUGUCGUGAGGGGCUUCUCCCAGCAGGAGUUGCAGUUCCAACCAGAGCACUUCUGCAAUACCAUCGUGUGUGAGAAACCCAACAACCACCUCAACAAAUUUAAGGGUUACAUGGAGCAUCCUGACCAGACCAGGACUGGCUUCGGCAGUGAGAGUCUUCUGCUUCGAGGCUGCACUAUCAGAAACACGGAGAUGGCUGUUGGCAUUGUCAUCUAUGCAGGCCAUGACACAAAAGCCAUGCUGAACAACAGCGGCCCCCGGUACAAACGCAGCAAGAUGGAGCGGCGCAUGAACACAGACAUCUUCUUCUGCAUCGGGCUCCUCUUCCUCAUGUGUCUCAUUGGAGCUGUAGGUCACGGCCUCUGGAAUCGGAACUUUAAGGAACACCCUCCCUUCGACGUGCCAGAUGCCGACGGCCACUAUCUUCCCCUUGCUCUGGGGGGCUUCUACAUGUUCCUCACGAUGAUCAUCCUGCUCCAGGUGCUGAUCCCGAUCUCAUUGUACGUGUCCAUUGAGCUGGUAAAGCUGGGGCAGGUAUUCUUCCUGCACAAUGACCUUGACCUCUACGAUGAAGAGACCGAUUUGUCCAUUCAGUGCCGAGCCCUGAACAUCACCGAGGACCUGGGCCAGAUCCAGUACAUCUUCUCCGACAAGACGGGGACGCUGACCGAGAACAAGAUGGUGUUCCGGCGCUGCUCCAUCAUGGGCAGAGAGUAUUGUCACCAAGAAAAUGCCAAACGACUAGAGACCCCAAAGGAACUGGACUCGGACAGUGAAGAGUGGACCCAAUACCGAUGCCUGUCCUUCCCAGCCAGAUGGACCCAGGGCCCUGCAACGAUGAGAAGUCAAGGUGGUGCCCAGCCUCUGAGGAGGUGCCAUAGUGCCCGGGUGCCCAUCCAAGGCCACUCCCGACAAAGGUCUGUAGGACGCCGUGAGAGCUCACAGCCUCCUGUGGCCUUCAGCAGCUCCAUAGAAAAAGAUGUGACUCCAGAUAAAAACCUACUGACCAAGGUCCAAGAUGCUGCCCUGUGGCUGGAGACCUUAUCGGAUGCCAGACCACCCAAGUCGUCUCACUCCACCACGUCCUCCAUCGCUGACUUCUUCCUUGCCCUAACCAUCUGCAACUCUGUCAUGGUUUCCACAACCACAGAACCCAGACAGAGGGUCACCAUCCCACCCUCCAGCAAGGCUCUGGGGAUGUCCCUGGAGAAGAUCCAACAGCUCUUCCAGAGGUUGAAGCUAAUGAGCCUCAGCCAAUCAUUCUCAUCCACUGCGCCCUCUGACACAGACCUGGGGGAGAGUUUCAGGGCUAACAUGCCCCCCACAGACUCAGACGAGAAAGACGAUGCCUCUGUGUACAGUGGAGACUGCUCCACAGAUGGCGGCUACAGGAGCAGCACGUGGGACCAGGGUGACAUCCUGGGGUCCGAGUCAGGGGCAUCCUUGGAGGAGGUACCAGGGGGCCCAGCUCUCAGCCUGACCAGCCCCGAGUUCUGUUACGAGGCCGAGAGUCCUGACGAGGCAGCCCUGGUGCAUGCUGCUCAUGCCUAUAGCUUCACACUAGUGUCCCGGACACCUGAGCAGGUGACCGUGCGUCUGCCCCAGGGCACCUGCCUCACCUUUGACCUCCUCUUCACCCUGGGCUUUGACUCUGUCAGGAAGAGAAUGUCUGUCGUUGUGAGGCACCCGCUGACCGGUGAGAUCAUCGUCUACACCAAGGGAGCAGACUCAGUUAUCAUGGACCUGCUGGAAGACCCAGCCCAUGUGGCUGACAUUGAUGUGGAAAAGAAGCUGAAGAAGAUCCACGCCCGGACACAAAAACAUCUAGACUUGUAUGCAAGAGAUGGUUUACGCACCCUGUGCAUCGCCAAGAAGGUAGUAAGUGAAGAAGACUUCAGGAGAUGGGCCAGUUUCCGGCGUGAGGCCGAGGCAUCCCUUGACAACCAAGAUGAGCUUCUAAUGGAGACAGCACAGCGUCUGGAGAAUCAACUCACCUUACUCGGAGCCACUGGGAUCGAAGACCGGCUGCAGGAAGGAGUUCCAGAUACAAUUGCUGCUCUGCGGGAGGCUGGGAUCAAGCUCUGGGUCUUGACAGGAGAUAAGCAAGAGACCGCGGUCAAUAUCGCGUAUUCCUGCAGACUGUUAGAUCAGACCGACACCGUUUACUCCAUUAAUACUGAAAAUCAGGAGACCUGUGAAUCCAUCCUCAAUUGUGCACUGGAAGAGGUCAAGCAGUUCCAGGAGCCACAGAAGCCAGGCUGCAAGCUCUUUGGCUUCCGCCUCCCUUCCAAGACCCCAUCCCCCACCACCAGAGCUAUGGCUCCCGAAGUUGGUGUGGUCAUCAAUGGGAAGACGCUGAAUGUCAUUUUCCAGGGAAAGCUGGAGAAGUUGUUUCUGGAGCUGACCCAGUAUUGCCGGUCUGUCCUGUGUUGCCGCUGCACCCCACUUCAGAAGAGUAUGAUCGUCAAGUUGGUGCGAGACAAACUGGGCGUCAUGACCCUUUCCAUAGGUGAUGGAGCAAACGACGUAAGCAUGAUUCAAGCUGCCGAUAUUGGGAUUGGAAUAUCUGGACAGGAAGGCAUGCAGGCUGUCAUGUCCAGUGACUUUGCCAUCUCCCGCUUCCGGCACCUCAAGAAGCUGCUGCUUGUGCAUGGUCACUGGUGUUACUCACGCCUGGCCAGGAUGGUGGUGUACUUUUUCUACAAGAAUGUGUGCUACGUCAACCUGCUCUUUUGGUACCAGUUCUUCUGUGGUUUCUCUGGCUCCACCAUGAUCGAUUACUGGCAGAUGAUAUUCUUCAACCUCUUCUUCACUUCCCUGCCACCUAUCAUCUUCGGAGUCCUUGAUAAAGAUGUCUCUGCAGAAACGCUGCUGGCGCUGCCCGAGCUCUACAAGAGUGGCCAGAACUCCGAGAACUACAACCUGUCGGCUUUCUGGAUUUCCAUGGCGGAUGCGUUCUACCAGAGCCUUGUCUGCUUCUUUUUCCCCUAUCUGACCUACAGAGGCUCUGACAUCGACGUCUUUACCUUUGGGACACCAAUCAACACCAUCUCCCUCAUCACAAUCCUCUUGCACCAGGCGAUGGAAAUGAAGACCUGGACCCUUGUCCAUGGACUUGUUCUGCUAAGCAGCUUCCUGAUGUACUUCGUGGUCUCCGUGGUGUAUAACGCCACCUGUGUCACCUGCAACAGUCCCACCAAUCCCUACUGGGUGAUGGUGAACCAGCUCUCAGACCCCACGUUCUACCUCAUCUGCUUCCUCACACCUGUCGCGGCUCUCCUCCCAAGAUACUUUUUCCUGUCUCUACAAGGAACUUAUGGGAAAACUCCCAUCUCAAAAGCUCAGAAAAUUGACCAACUGCCCACAGAAAAAAGAAACCUGGAAAUCCAGAACUGGAGAAGCAAACUAAGACCUGCCACUAUUCCUGUAGCAGCUCAGCCCACUCAUGGUCCAGUGCCACCUGUCCCAGAGCAGGACUUCAGGACCAGCACCCCAAAGAGCUCUAGUCCUCCCAAGCGGAAGCACAUGGAAGACUGGGUGUUCCGAGGACAGAGAAGCAGCAGAGAGCAUGGGAGGGAUGGCCCAUGCUCAGGGGACUUCUCAGCUCAACUCUCAUCUGGGGAGCAUCUUCUAGGGCCAAAUAGGACACAGGCUCCCAGAGCUUACUCCAGGGAACAAACGGAUGUGUCCCGGCCCUUGACCAGAGGCAGCCAUCGUCGAUCCCAGAGCUCACUGACCAUAUGA
Messenger RNA from Marmota flaviventris (yellow-bellied marmot), 4410 nucleotides. It is a transcript of the gene Atp10b, whose product is annotated as ATPase phospholipid transporting 10B (putative). Gene Ontology annotation, biological process: phospholipid translocation. Gene Ontology annotation, cellular component: plasma membrane. Gene Ontology annotation, molecular function: ATP binding; magnesium ion binding; ATPase-coupled intramembrane lipid carrier activity. NCBI's taxonomy places the organism in Eukaryota, Metazoa, Chordata, Mammalia, Rodentia, Sciuridae. The record is from RefSeq and is a predicted model, not a curated record.